AUGGCAGACAUCCCCCCAAUCCCGUCAUCAUCCCCAGGCGCCGAUACCCCAACCUCAAGCGUCUCUGAGCAGGCACGAAUCCGCAAAGAGAGACGAGAAGCCAAGAUCCGGGCAGGAGGUUCAGCAAGACUGAACAAGAUUUCCGGUCUUGGAGGAGGAGUAGAACGAGAUGCACCAACUCCCCCACCAGCCUCAACCGCAGACCCAGCCGAAGUAGACAUAUCCCAACACUUCUACGAACCCGCUCGCACCCGCCGCACUCCAAACGCAUCACCCGCCCCAGGAGGCCAGUCCAUGGGAGAUGACCAGCUCCGACAAAUGAUGCUAGGCUUUGACCCCUCAGCAAUGGGCGGCGCGCCUCCAGGUGCAGGCGGAAACCCAAAUCCAUUUGCAGGUUUCCCAGGCAUGGAAGGCAUGGGUGGUAUGGGGGGACCGGGUGGUGAAGAUCCCAUGAUGAAAAUGAUGCAGCAGAUGAUGGGCGGCGGUAUGCCCGGCGAAGGAGCAGACGGCAUGCCAUCUUUCCCGGGUAUGCCUAGCAUGUCUAGUCCAGCCCAGCAAGCAGAUCCCUACGCAUAUAUCUGGCGAAUCGUGCACGCCGUUUUCGCACUCUCGCUAGGCCUCUACAUCGCGUUCACCACCACAUUCUCCGGAACGAAGAUCGAGCGGGAAAGAAGCGGGCUCGCGUUCGCGGAGAGUGGAGUCAGUGCAGCGAGCGUGCAUUUCUUCUGGAUCUUCGCUACGGCCGAGGUCCUCUUGCAGAGUAGCCGCUUUAUGUUGGAGAAGGGCAAGACGCAGCAGGCGGGCAUUGUGGGCAUGGUUAUGGGGUUUUUGCCAGAGCCGUAUAAGGGGUAUCUGGAGCUUGUCAUGAGGUACUCGAGGAUUUGGACGACGGUUAGUGGGGAUGCUAUGGCUUGUGUGUUUGUUUUAGGGGUAUGUGCUUGGGUGAGAGGUAAUUAG
Messenger RNA from Lachnellula hyalina, 957 nucleotides. RefSeq lists its product as uncharacterized. The transcript has 2 exons. The coding region runs from base 1 to 957 and encodes 318 amino acids. NCBI's taxonomy places the organism in Eukaryota, Fungi, Ascomycota, Leotiomycetes, Helotiales, Lachnaceae. Gene Ontology annotation, biological process: retrograde vesicle-mediated transport, Golgi to endoplasmic reticulum. The record is from RefSeq and is a predicted model, not a curated record.